GAUACGCCCCGAUACAUCUAGCAAUUAUGAGCUUUCGCACCGGGAUACUGGAGUACCUCAUCGCCUCUGGCGCUGAUAUUAACGCCCAAGGGAGCGAUGGAUUGACUCCAUUAGAGACUGCAGCCUACCGAAAUCCGUGUAAUGUAAUGGUGAAGAUGCUGUUGGAUGCGGGGGCGCGAAACCCGUGGGUAGAAUCUGGUCUUAUUGAGAUGACGAUUUGUGAUACGAGCGACGAAGAUGACGAUGAAUACGACUAUUAUUGAAGACCCUUUAAGUCUGGUACUAAUAACAAAUAAGCUUAUAUUAAUCAGCCC
Talaromyces proteolyticus is the source of this 314-nucleotide messenger RNA. RefSeq lists its product as uncharacterized. The record is from RefSeq and is a predicted model, not a curated record. The transcript has a single exon. Lineage: Eukaryota; Fungi; Ascomycota; Eurotiomycetes; Eurotiales; Trichocomaceae. Gene Ontology annotation, molecular function: protein binding. The coding region runs from base 27 to 263 and encodes 78 amino acids.